Molecule: messenger RNA, 1806 nt
Organism: Equus caballus (horse)
Lineage: Eukaryota; Metazoa; Chordata; Mammalia; Perissodactyla; Equidae
Gene: CCDC92
Product: coiled-coil domain containing 92
Cellular component (GO): centriole
Source: RefSeq, a predicted model, not a curated record
UGCACCGCGGCGAGCGCUCGGGUGGGAGCCGGCGGGAUGCGCUCGGCGGGCGGCGCCCACUGACCUCCCUCGGCGGCCGGGCCGGGGUAGGGCCGGAGCCGGGAGCCAGCCCCGCCCGCCGCCCCGCCCCGCCCAUGGGCCGCCGGCCCCCGCUGCCGCCCGCCUGGAGGACCGCGCCGAGGGGGGGAGCCGCCUGAAGGACCGCGACGGCCGCGCCCGCAGGUCAUCUGAGUGUCAGCAUGGCAGCCACGAACCUGGAGAACCAGCUGCACAGUGCGCAGAAGAACCUCUUGUUCCUGCAGCGGGAGCACGCCAGCACGCUCAAGGGGCUGCACGCGGAGAUCAGGCGGCUGCAGCAGCACUGCACAGAUUUAACGUAUGAGCUGACACUCAAAAGUUCGGAACAGACAGGAGAUGGAUCUUCUAGAAGCAGUGAACUAAAGAAAAGAUGUGAAGAACUGGAAGCUCAGCUGAAACUCAAGGAGGACGAAAACAAUGAGCUGCUGAAAGAACUGGAGCAGAAGAACGCGAUGAUCGCGGUGCUGGAGAACACCAUCAAGGAGAGGGAGAAGAAGUACCUGGAGGAGCUCAAGGUGAAGAGCCACAAGCUGAGCAUGCUGUCCAGCGAGCUGGAGCAGCGCGCCGGCACCAUCGCCUACCUGACGGCCCAGCUGCACGCCGCCAAGCGGAAGCUGCUGAGCUCCAGCGGCACCUCCGACGGCAGCCCGUCCGGGAGCCCCGUGCUGGCCAGCUACAGGCCAGCGCCCCCCAAGGACAAGCUGCCCGAAACGCCCCGCCGCCGCAUGAAAAAGAGCCUGUCCGCCCCCCUGCACCCUGAAUUUGAGGAAGUCUACAGAUUUGGGGCCGAGAGCCGCAAACUACUUUUGCGGGAGCCCGUGGAUGCCAUGCCUGACCCCACGCCGUUCCUGCUGGCCAGGGAGUCAGCCGAGGUCCACCUCAUCAAGGAGAGGCCCCUGGUCAUACCCCCCAUCGCUUCUGAACGCAGCUCGGGCGAGCAGCACAGCCCGGCCCGCGAGAAGCAGCACAAGGCCCACGUGGGCGUGGCACACCGCAUCCACCACGGCGCCCCGCCGCAGGCCCAGCCCGAGGUGGAGACGCUGGCGGUGGACCAGGUGAACGGAGGCAACGUCGUGAGGAAGCACUCAGGGACGGACAGAACUGUGUGAAGCCUGGCAGGCGCCCCCCGCCCUCGGCGUUGACGCACUGUGAUCACUCCUAGGAAACACUCGUCCGCACCUUUCUUUUUUUUUUUUUCCCAUGCAUGCCAAAUUUUUUUUUGACCUGUCAACAGAUGAUUCUCCUCCUGCUCCUCUUGCCCUCUUACUGACACCAAAAUAUGAUUGUGUCCCUGCUGCAGAAUAUGCACCUACUAAUCGCUGUGGCCGACACCCGUGUGCGGCGUCGCUUGCUUUCGGUCCCCGUCCGUGCAUCUCAGUGCGCUCGUGGGCAGAGCGCAGGCCGCAGGCUGCACUACCCUCGACGUUAGCGAAGCCAGAUAGUCACACGCCUAAUUAGAAAGUCGGAGCAACACAUAGCGACCUUGACCUGUCCCUCCAGGUUCAGGGCAGCCUGUCCGGAGCAGCCCCCGCUGCCUCCUGGAGACCCUGUCACCUCCUGACACACCUCCCCCAGGGCGGCACCGAUAACCGAGCAGCUGUAUGUCACGGGAACUAAAUAAGAUGACGUUACUCCUCGUAUCACCACAACCUGAAUGUGUGUUCAUAUUUUUUGUUAGUUUUAUCCAAAAUGUUCAAGAUCCCAACAAACUUUAUUUUCUAAACCUGC